Molecule: messenger RNA, 1125 nt
Organism: Notodromas monacha
Lineage: Eukaryota; Metazoa; Arthropoda; Ostracoda; Podocopida; Cyprididae
Source: the annotation of a GenBank genome assembly
AUGGAAGUCCGGAAUGACGGAGCAACAAUGGACGAUGCUGAGCGCUACUCGUCCGAAAUGAAAACGUACGAGUCUCCCGAAAACACGAUCCUGAGCCCACUUGACUACAGCAGAGUCCCACUAGACGUGGAACCAUCGUGGCACCAUCGGAGCCACGUGGCGCCUGGCUGUGGGGCGCAGUUCGACGCCGUCGACCUGUCGACUCCGUGUCCACCGGGUUGCAGUGGGGCCAGUGUCAGGUCCCCGCUCGGAGUGUCGCAUUGCCACGACAUCACGUCCUUCUGCACCCUCGAGGCGUCGAUCCCGAGAUGCGCAGGCUGCGAGCGCCCGAUUUUGGACAGGUUCAUUCAGAAGGUUCUGGACAGGACUUGGCACGCAGAAUGUCUCAAGUGCUCGGAUUGCGGGGCCCGACUGGCUGACAAGUGCUUCGCCAGAGACAACGGCAUCUACUGCAAGGAAGACUUCUUCAAUCGGUACGGGACCAAGUGCGCAGGCUGUGAGAAGGGCAUCCCGCCGACGCAGGUCGUGCGCCGGGCCGGGGAGUGCGUGUACCACCUGCCCUGCUUCUCGUGCCUGCUCUGCAAGCGCCAGCUCAACACGGGCGACGAGUUCUACCUCAUGGAGGACCGGAAGCUGGUGUGCAAGACGGACUACGAAAGUGCCAAGGCUCGAGAAGCGGAAGCCGCCAACAAGCGGCCGCGGACGACCAUCACGGCCAAGCAGCUGGAAACCCUGAAGACGGCCUACAACCGAAGCCCGAAGCCGUCUCGUCACAUCCGCGAGCAGCUGAGUCAGGAGACGGGACUCGACAUGCGGGUGGUCCAGGUCUGGUUCCAGAACCGACGGGCCAAGGAGAAGCGGCUCAAGAAGGACGCCGGACGGACUCGGUGGGGCAACUACUUCCGCAGCAUGAAAGCAGGCGGCGGCGGCGGUGGAGCGGGUGGCGGUGCAGGGUCGCCGCGGCGAGACGGCGGCGGCAAGGGCCGCGACGACCGCCUCAGCGACGACACCGACGCCGAGACCUCUUUUGACACUGGACACAUGCCGGAAAAUGACUCGCAUAUGCUCGGCAUUUGUUCCGCUUUGUUCCCGACUCGAUCCCUGGGCGAAGCAGCUCAGGACUGA